Messenger RNA from Salarias fasciatus (jewelled blenny), 5549 nucleotides. Its product is annotated as mucin-5AC-like. Bases 81 to 4976 code for a protein of 1631 amino acids. The record is from RefSeq and is a predicted model, not a curated record. The transcript is spliced from 13 exons. NCBI's taxonomy places the organism in Eukaryota, Metazoa, Chordata, Actinopteri, Blenniiformes, Blenniidae.
GGACAAAUCUGCAUCCUGACAGACUGAAGGGGACUGAAAACAUCUGCAGUCAAUAAAAGAGAAAACUAAAAACUCUUCUCAUGGAUUCAAACGAAGCCAGGAUGAGUGGAAGAAUCCGACUAUCGAUAUUCCUGUGUCUCGCUGUGACGACCACACCUAUUGCUAACGCGAUGACUUCGUCGACUUCAACUGCAACUAAUCCCACAACUUCAACAACCGAUGCCGCUACAACUGCAACUGAAGAUACGACUACAACAACAGAUGCCAAUACAAGUACAGCUACAACCGAUGACACAACUACCACAACAGAUGCCGCUACAACUACAACAACAGAUGCCACUACAAGUACAACUGAAGAUACAACUACAACAACAGAUGCCGCUACAACCACAACUACAACCGAUGACACAACUACCACAACCGAUGCCGCUACAACUACAACUGAAGAUACAACUACAACAACAGAUGCCACUACAAGUACAACUGAAGAUACAACUACAACAACAGAUGCCACUACAAGUACAACUGAAGAUACAACUACAACAACAGAUGCCGCUACAACCACAACUAUAACCGAUGACACAACUACCACAACCGAUGCCGCUACAACUACAACUGAAGAUACAACUACAACAAUAGAUGCCACUACAAGUACAACUGAAGAUACAACUACAACAACAGAUGCCGCUACAACCACAACUACAACCGAUGACACAACUACCACAACCGAUGCCGCUACAACUGAAGAUACAACUACAACAACAGACGCCACUACAAGUACAACUGAAGAUACAACUACAACAACAGAUGCCGCUACAACCACAACUACAGCAGAUGACACAACUACCACAACCGAUGCCGCUACAACUACAACUGAAGAUACAACUACAACAACAUAUGCCACUACAAGUACAACUGAAGAUACAACUACAACAACAGAUGCCGCUACAACCACAACUACAACCGAUGACACAACUACCACAACCGAUGCCGCUACAACUACAACUGAAGAUACAACUACAACAACAGAUGCCACUACAAGUACAACUGAAGAUGCAACUACAACAACAGAUGCCACUACAAGUACAACUGAAGAUACAACUACAACAACACAUGCCGAUACAACCACAACUACAACCGAUGACACAACUACCACAACCGAUGCCGCUACAACUGAAGAUACAACUACAACAACAGAUGCCACUACAAGUACAACUGAAGAUACAACUACAACAAGAGAUGCCACUACAAGUACAACUGAAGAUACAACUACAACAACAGAUGCCGCUACAACCACAACUACAGCAGAUGACACAACUACAACAACAGAUGCCACUACAAGUACAACUGAAGAUACAACUACAACAACAGAUGCCGCUACAACCACAACUACAACCACAACCGAUGCCGCUACAACUACAACUGAAGAUACAACUACAACAACAGAUGCCACUACAAGUACAACUGAAGAUACAACUACAACAACAGAUGCCGCUACAAGUACAACUGAAGAUACAACUACAACAACACAUGCCGCUACAACCACAACUACAACCGAUGACACAACUACCACAACCGAUGCCACUACAACUGAAGAUACAACUACAACAACAGAUGCCACUACAAGUACAACUGAAGAUAUAACUACAACAACAGAUGCCACUACAAGUACAACUGAAGAUACAACUACAACAACAGAUGCCGCUACAACCACAACUACAACCGAUGACACAACUACCACAACCGAUGCCGCUACAACUACAACUGAAGAUACAACUACAACAACAGAUGCCACUACAAGUACAACUGAAGAUGCAACUACAACAACAGAUGCCACUACAAGUACAACUGAAGAUACAACUACAACAACACAUGCCGAUACAACCACAACUACAACCGAUGACACAACUACCACAACCGAUGCCGCUACAACUGAAGAUACAACUACAACAACAGAUGCCACUACAAGUACAACUGAAGAUACAACUACAACAACAGAUGCCACUACAAGUACAACUGAAGAUACAACUACAACAACAGAUGCCGCUACAACCACAACUACAGCAGAUGACACAACUACAACAACAGAUGCCACUACAAGUACAACUGAAGAUACAACUACAACAACAGAUGCCGCUACAACCACAACUACAACCGAUGACACAACUACCACAACCGAUGCCGCUACAACUACAACUGAAGAUACAACUACAACAACAGAUGCCACUACAAGUACCACUGAAGAUACAACUACAACAACAGAUGCCACUACAAGUACAACUACAACCGAUGACACAACUACCACAACCGAUGCCGCGACAACUGAAGAUACAACUACAACAACAGAUGCCACUACAAGUACAACUGAAGAUACAACUACAACAACAGAUGCCACUACAAGUACAACUGAAGAUACAACUACAACAACAGAUGCCGCUACAACCACAACUACAGCAGAUGACACAACUACCACAACCAAUGCCGCUACAAGUACAACUGAAGAUACAACUACAACAACAGAUGCCACUACAAGUACAACUGAAGAUACAACUACAACAACAGAUGCCGCUACAACCACAACUACAACCGAUGACAUAACUAUCACAACCGAUGCCGCUACAGCUACAACUGAAGAUACAACUACAACAACAGAUGCCACUACAAGUACAACUGAAGAUAUAACUACAACAACAGAUGCCACUACAAGUACAACUGAAGAUACAACUACAACAACAGAUGCCACUACAAGUACAACUGAAGAUACAACUACAACAACAGAUGCCACUACAAGUACAACUGAAGAUACAACUACAACAACAGAUGCCACUACAAGUACAACUGAAGAUACAACUACCACAACCGAUGCCACUACAACUACAACUGAAGAUACAACUACAACAACAGAUGCCACUACAAGUACAACUGAGGAUACAACUACAACAACAGAUGCCGCUACAACCACAACUACAACCGAUGACACAACUACCACAACCGAUGCCGCUACAACUACAACUGAAGAUACAACUACAACAACAGAUGCCACUACAAGUACCACUGAAGAUAUAACUACAACAACAGAUGCCACUACAAGUACAACUGAAGAUACAACUACAACAACAGAUGCCACUACAAGUACAACUGAAGAUACAACUACAACAACAGAUGCCACUACAAGUACAACUGAAGAUACAACUACAACAACAGAUACCACUACAAGUACAACUGAAGAUACAACUACAACAACAGAUGCCACUACAAGUACAACUGAGGAUACAACUACAACAACAGAUGCCGCUACAACCACAACUACAACCGAUGACACAACUACCACAACCGAUGCCGCUACAACUACAACAACAGAUGCCACUACAAGUACAACUGAAGAUACAACAACAACAACAACAGAUGCCACUACAAGUACAACUGAAGAUACAACUACAACAACAGAUGCCACUACAAGUACAACUGAAGAUACAACUGCAACAACAGAUGCCACUACAAGUACAACUACAACUGAUGACACAACUACUACACCCGAUGCCGCUACAACUACAACUGAAGAUACAACUACAACAACAGAUGCCACUACAAGUACAACUGAAGAUACAACUACAACAACAGAUGCCACUACAAGUACAACUACAACUGAUGACACAACUACAACAACAGAUGCCACUACAACUACAACCGAUGACACAACUACCACAACCGAUGCCGCUACAACUACAACUGAAGAUACAACUACAACAACAGAUGCCACUACAAGUACAACUGAUGACACAACUACCACAACCGAUGCCGCUACAACUACAACUGAAGAUACAACUUCAACAACAAAUGCCGCCACAACCACAAUUACUACUGAUGACACAACAACAAGUGCCGCUUCCACAAUUAUGACAACAGAGAUCACUUCAACAGCCAAUGCUCCUAUAACUUUGACUGUUCAAGCAACUACAAUGGCAGCCGUGACAACUGCUCCCGCAACACUAACCUCUGCUCUCUCAACAACCAAUUCACCCCCAUCCACCCCCACAACUACAGUCACGACAUCUACAACUCGAGCUCGUACACGAAUUGUCGUUAUUGCAUUUAUCAUUUUGAUACCAUUCACAAACGAUCUGAAUGAUCCCAGCAGUCCCGCAUUCAGAGCACUUGAAGCACCAAUUUUGGUGCUGUGUAUAUCAGUCUACAGACCACGGUUCCCAUCUUUCACACGUUGCUUUGUCAGACGCUUCAGACCAGCUGCAGCUCGAACACGAAUUGAAAACAUUGAGGCAGAUAUUGAGGUUCAGUUCAACUCAACUGUACCAUCUUCAGAAAUCCCACCAGCUGAUAUCGUUCUUGAUGCUUUGAUGGUGGCUGUAUCCAGUGCCAACAACACUGGCAACCUUUCCAUAGACCCAAACACUUUCAGAAUCACUGAAACAAACAUCGCAAAUUUAACAACUGCAGCUCCAAAUGCAACAACUGUGGCUCCAAAUGCAACAACUGUGGCUCCAAAUGCAACGACUGCAGCUCCCAGUCCAACAAGUGCUACUACAACUGCAGCUGCAGUGUCAAUAACAAUUUUGACAUUCACAUCUCGUGGAGAGACAUUUACAGAUGACUUGUCAAAUUCAUCAUCUGCUGCAUUUAUGGCUCGGAGAACAUUAAUAACAACCAAUAUUGACCCUUUCUACCAACAAGAAUUUGAUGAUGCAUUUCGAGGGUCAGGGGUGUUGUCAUUCAGCAAUGGAUCAAUCAUCAACAACCUGACACUGGCAUUUCUAUUGUCAUCUGUUCCUAACGACACUCAGAUCGCAAAUGUUUUGGCUACUGCAGCUCAAAACAUCACGGCCUUCAACAUUGACCCGACUUCUAUUUUAGUGAACAAUACAGCCACUGAAGUGUCAGGUGGGGUGAGCCACAAGAUCAGCCUGGUCACUGCGUCCGGCCUGGUCCUGCUGUCGUGGCUGCUGUCGUGUCAGCAGUAGCACCUCUGCUGACAUCCAACAUGAAACCAGACUCUCACUUGGAUGAAAGGAACUACGACUAUAAUGAAAUUCAGGAAGAAAAAUUCUUUGGGGUGAUUAGACUUGAUCGAUCAAUACUUUGCUGUUCUGACAUUCAGUAAAUUCAGACUUUGAUGUAUCUACACUGUAAAACCACCAAACAUAUUUAUUGUCCAACAUUAAACAUCUUCCAUCUUCUGAGGCUUUAUUUUAAAUUAAGGAAGUUUUAACAAGACUUUGAUUUAUUACAAAUUGCUCAUCCAAAUUAAUUCAGCUCAAAUCAUAAUCCAGUCUCCUUGAAUGUUGAGGCAAUAACCAAAUGUAAAUGUGUAUGAUUAUCCAGUGUUUGAGUAUUUAAAUAUAUUUACAGAAUAUUUGUUUUCUUUCACCUUUCCUUUAUUUUGUGUAUCUAAACUCAGGGAUGCUCUACAGUAUGAAUAUGAUUUGGUAUGCUUUUUUCUGUAUUACAAAAACAGUCUUUGCCAUGUAAAACAGGUAGAGAAAGUUGUAUCUUAAUUUCCUGAAGAUACUUCUAUUAAACGUAUUGCAAAUAUG